AUGAAUAAUAAUUUAGUGUUAUUAUUAAGUUUAAAUCACCUACAAAAUAUAAAUAAAUCUUUAGAUAAAAAGAAAAAGUUAUUAAUUCAACUGCUCUCGAAAAAUGCGAAAGCUCGUAUCACAAAUUUCAUGUUAGUGACAAGUUUAUAUGAUGACAUUGAUUUUAAAAGUCAUUUCAGACUCACGAGAAAUUCAGUUGAGGUUUUAAUGUGUAAAAUGCAACCUUUGUAUAAGUCUCACAAUAUAAAAGCAGGAAGACCUGGGAUUGAUUUUCAGAAAGCUACUCUAAUGACUAUUUGGUACUUAAGUAACACUGAGACAUUUCGUCAAGUUGGUGAUCGUUUCGGCUUAAAUAGAGGGAUUGCGUGUCGUACUAUACAUAAAUAUGUACGUGCACUGUCAAACCUUCUUGAUGAAUUCAUAAUAUGGCCUAGAGGAAGUUCAGAAACAAAAACUGUACAAGAUUUUAAAAACUUACGAAUUAAUUAUGUACCAAAUACUAUUGGAUGUAUUGACGGCUGCCAUAUACGCAUGCAUUCAGCAAAAGCUAAAAGGAGUGACUACACCAACCGCAAAAUGUUCCAGUCAAUUGUUCUACUGGCUGUUUGUAAUGCUCAUUUAGAAUUUAUCUACAUAUUUUCUGGGUGGCCCGGGAGUUCGCAUGAUGCUACAGUUUUUAAAAAUUCUUUAUUAGGAGAAACUUUAAUAAACAAUCCUCAAGAAAUGAUUUCUAAAAAUCUUCAUAUUCUUGGUGAUUCUGCGUUUCCAUUACUUUUAGUACCAUACAAGGCUACCCACAUAUUGUCAGAUAGAGAAAAAUUAUUCAAUAAAAGAUUAAGUUCAACUAGAGUGGUUAUUGAACAAGCUUUUGGAUUGUUACUAGGGCGUUUUCGAAGACUCAAGUCAAUAGAAUCAAAGUCAGUUGAAUUAAUGAGUCUUAUUAUGACUGGUGCUUGUAUUUUACAUAAUUUGGCUCUUAAGAACAAUGACUUAUUUGAGAUUGAAGAUAAUGACCAAGAUUUUGACAUUCAAACUGAUGAAUUUCAUCAAAAUCUAGAUGUUCCAAUAGCAGUCACACAAAGAAAUGGUAUAGACAAAAGAAAUGAAUUGUCUCUUAGGUAA
This is a messenger RNA of Macrosiphum euphorbiae (potato aphid), 1122 nucleotides long. The record is from the annotation of a GenBank genome assembly. Lineage: Eukaryota; Metazoa; Arthropoda; Insecta; Hemiptera; Aphididae.